AUGUAUCUUUUUCUUCAAAAUUUCUCCUUCUUAGAAAUCUCAUUCACAACUGCCUGUGUCCCCACAUACCUGUACAUGAUAUCAAGUGGGGACAAAACCAUCACCAUCAAGGCCUGCUUCAGCCAAAUCUUUUUUAUUGUUCUCUUUGGAGCGACAGAAUUUUUCCUCUUGGCUGUGAUGUCCUACGACCGCUAUGUGGCCAUCUGCAAACCCCUGCAUUACGUGACCAUCAUGAACAACAGAGUCUGUUGGAAUCUUAUCCUGUCUUGUUGGGUGUCUGGCUUAUUGAUUAUCUUUCCACCCCUUGGUUUGAGCCUCCAUCUGGAAUUCUGUGACUCUGAUAUUGACCAUUUUUUCUGUGAUGCUUCUCCGAUACUGAAAAAUUCAUGUUCAGAUACGUGGUUCAUAGAGCAGCUGGUCAUAGUCUGUGCUGUGUUGACCUUCAUAAUGACCCUUGUGUGUAUAGUUCUGUCCUACAUAUACGUCAUUAGGACAAUUCUAAGAUUACCUUCUGCCCAGAAAAAGAAAAAAGCCUUUUCCACCUGUUCUUCCCACAUGAUUGUGGUUUCUGUCACCUAUGGCAGCUGCAUUUUUUAUGUAUAUCAAACCUUCAGCUAA
Molecule: messenger RNA, 618 nt
Organism: Neofelis nebulosa (Clouded leopard)
Lineage: Eukaryota; Metazoa; Chordata; Mammalia; Carnivora; Felidae
Product: olfactory receptor 6C2-like
Exons: 1
Coding region: 1-618 (205 amino acids)
Biological process (GO): G protein-coupled receptor signaling pathway
Cellular component (GO): membrane
Molecular function (GO): G protein-coupled receptor activity; olfactory receptor activity
Source: RefSeq, a predicted model, not a curated record